Meloidogyne enterolobii is the source of this 1113-nucleotide messenger RNA. The record is from the annotation of a GenBank genome assembly. NCBI's taxonomy places the organism in Eukaryota, Metazoa, Nematoda, Chromadorea, Rhabditida, Meloidogynidae.
AAAAUGUCUACAGAAAUAGAAAAGGAUUUAGAACGUUGGGAAGAUGUUCGUCGAUUUACUGAGAUUGGUUCUUCCAAAUUUGCCCAUCCAGCUUUUGUUCCCGGCCCGGAGAAUCUUGAACGAGUAAGGAAAUGUCCAGUUUUGGUUGUUGGUGCUGGCGGGCUUGGAUGUGAAAUUUUGAAAAAUUUGGCCUUAUCAGGAUUUCGAAAUAUUGAAGUUAUUGAUAUGGACACAAUUGACCUUUCAAAUCUCAACAGACAAUUUUUGUUUCGAGAGCACGAUGUUGGCUUAUACAAAGCAGAAGUAGCUGCCGCAUUUGUUCGAAGACGUGUUAAAGGAUGUCGUCUUACUGCACAUAAUUGUAAAAUACAAGAUAAAGGACUUGAUUUUUAUGGACAAUUUUCAAUUAUAAUUUGUGGACUAGAUUCUAUUGAUGCUCGAAGAUGGUUAAAUGCUACAGUGUGUUCUCUAGUCGAAUUUGACGAAGAAAACAAGCCACGGCCAGGCACAAUUAUUCCACUUAUUGACGGCGGGACUGAAGGUUUUAGUGGAAGUGCCCGUGUAAUUUUGCCCUACCACACGCCUUGUAUUCAAUGUACAAUAAAUCUUUAUACACCACAGGUUAAUUACCCUCUAUGCACAAUUGCCCAUACCCCCAGAUUGCCUGAACAUUGUGUUGAAUAUGUUAAAGUUGUUUUAUGGGAUAAAUGUAAACCUUUUGGUGAAGGCGUUUCAUUGGAUGCAGACAAUCCCCAACACGUAGAAUGGACUUUUAGAAAAGCACAACAGCGGGCUAAUGAAUUUGAAAUUUUGGGUGUUGAUUUGCGUCUAACACAAGGAGUGUUGAAAAGAAUUAUUCCUGCUGUAGCUUCUACUAAUGCUGUUAUUGCUGGUUGUUGUGCACUUGAGGCGUUCAAAAUGGCUUCAAACGCUUCAAUUCCAAUGCAAAAUUACUUGAAUUUUGCAAAUGUUGAAGGAAUAUGCUUUAAUGUAGUACCUUUGGAAAGAGAUCCAGAUUGUUUUGUCUGUGGAACAAGUCAAACAUUAACAUAUCAUAUAGGUGCAGAACAAACUCUUGGAGAAUUUAUUGAACAGUUGAGGAAUAAAUUGUAA